ACCGAACUCUCGCGGGACUUUGUUAAGGAGAAGCGAUGAGUUACGUUUAGCUCCGAGAGACACAACAAACAUGGAGGCAGUAGCGACGAGAGUUGGGGGCCCAGGUGACUGCAAAGUGCAGCGGCGGUUGAUUGUAGAGGCAUUAAUGAGAAAAAUGUAUGUCCAAGUAUGAUGGAACAUAAAUCUCAGGAGUGGAUUUUUGCCUCUGUAAGUGCUUUGAAGCUGAUUUGGACUAAAGUAAUUAAGGAAAAGUGGGACACAUUUGCUUUAUAUCUCAUAAGAAAUCUUGUAAAAUGUGAAGAAUUCACAAUGUUUUCAACAUAACAAAUUCAGGUUUGCAACAUUGUGGAUUUGUAGUGUGACUAUGGGUGAAAAGAAACCAGAACCUUUGGAUUUUGUAAAAGAUUUUCAGGAGUACCUAACUCAACAGACUCACCAUGUGAACAUGAUUUCAGGCUCUGUUAGCGGGGACAAAGAUGCAGAGACACUUCAAGGAGCAGGGACAGAAGGUGAUCAAAAUGGAUUAGAUCAUCCUUCAGUAGAAGUUCCACUGGAUGAAAACUCAGGAGUGUUAGUAGAUGGUUUUGAAAGAACUUUCGAUGGGAAAUUAAAAUGCCGAUAUUGUAACUAUGCCAGCAAAGGAACAGCACGACUCAUAGAACAUAUCAGAAUUCACACAGGUGAAAAGCCACAUAGAUGCCACCUAUGUCCCUUUGCGUCAGCCUAUGAACGUCACCUGGAAGCUCAUAUGCGAUCUCAUACUGGUGAAAAACCUUACAAAUGUGAACUGUGUUCCUUCCGCUGUAGUGACAGAAGCAACUUGUCUCACCACCGGAGACGCAAACACAAAAUGGUGCCAAUAAAGGGUACAAGGCCUUCCCUUAGUAGCAAGAAGAUGUGGGGUGUUUUGCAAAAAAAGACCAGUAACUUGGGGUAUAGCCGAAGAGCACUAAUUAACUUAAGUCCACCUUCCAUGGUGGUUCAGAAGUCAGACUAUCUUAAUGAUUUCACUCAUGAAAUUCCAAAUAUUCAGGCUGAAGCCUAUGAAAGUAUAACAAAGCCAACAGAGACUAGUGGAUUGCCGAGAGAUUCACAAGACCUUAUGAUAGAUAACCCUUUAAACCAGCUAUCUACUUUAGCAGGACAGUUGUCUAGUCUCCCCCCUGAAAACCAGAACCCGCCAUCUCCUGAUGUUGUACCAUGUCAAGAUGAAAAGCCUUUUAUGAUGCAGCAACCUGCUGCAGCAACUUCUGUUCCAGCUGUAACAACCAGUAUUCCCCAGAACUCAUCCCCCACAAGUCCAGAUCCUCGUCCUGUACAUUCGCAAAGAAAUUACAGUCCGGUGGCUGGUCCAAGUAGUGACCACAGUGCCCAGGCCAGCACACCAAGUAUCAGUAACAGUCAACCAAGUACGCCAGCACCAACUCUUCCGGUUCAAGAUCCUCAGCUUCUGCAUCACUGCCAGCACUGUGAUAUGUAUUUUGCUGACAAUAUCCUGUACACUAUUCAUAUGGGAUGCCAUGGGUUUGAGAAUCCUUUCCAAUGCAACAUUUGUGGUUGCAAGUGUAAAAACAAGUAUGACUUUGCUUGCCAUUUUGCCAGAGGCCAACAUAGCCAGCAUUGACUGAAUUUUUAACGUACACUGUGCUUUCUUUUAUUUAUUUGUUUAAACACAUUUCUGUUUCUUACAUAAUUGGAAAGUUGCCUUUUGAGAAAUCCAGAUAAUAAUUUAAUGUUGGAUGCAGACAAUAUAUCGUCAUAAUUUUGCCGAUGAUAUGUUUGCUAGUCAUGGUGGUAUUCUUUAUACUGAGCUCCUAAAACAAAAGUGAAGCUUACAGUGCAAUCAUACCUUCUAAACAGGUUUGCUGGAACAACAAAAUGUGGAUUUACUUUAUAUAAUUCGAAAUCUUGGAUCAGUUCAAGCACAGCUACAAUUCCAUAUGUUAGCCUAUGCCACAAAAUAGCCUAUAGUUCUGCUUUUCUUAAAUUAGCCUAAUACAAUCAGUAUGGGGGCUAUAAGAUUGUAUGUGUGGGGCCACAUGCUAAACUGCUAGAAAAUUCUCUAAGCAUUACCAGCAAAUAUAAGGUCUACAAGAAAAUCUAGAAUUCCCUACACCCAAGAUCUUGCAAUUGCAGUCAGGUGUUUAAAUGAUGUUCCUUUUGUAAUGGUACAUUGUGGAAGUAAUAAUGUGAAAUAAGAGUACAAAAAUAUCCACCUUCCAGUACUACUAUUCUGUUCUUAAGGGUGGGGGGCAGAAAACAACCAAACAAUGCCUGGUGUUAAAACAUUUGCAACUUUUCAAAACUCUGGAAAAAGAAAACUUUAGAACAAAAUGGGUAAUGUGUUAAAAGAAUGUACCAUAUUUUUUUUGACUAGCUUUGCAGCACAUUACAAAUAUUUCAUUGCCUUUAAGUGCAGAUGUCUGUGCUAUUUUGCCUUUGCCUUCUAAGCAGUAACGUCUUUUAAUGGAAAUGAAACAGCAAGAAAGUUAUAUGAUUUCGAUGACCCAUUCACGUUUUGUGUGGUCAUUUUAACCAUAAACCAUUUCUUUUUUUGGAAACAGCAGUCUAGUCAUAGAGGUAACAAUGGAAAAAGAAUAGUCUAGACUUGGUUUUCUUGAAAGAUUCUGGACAUGGUAAGGCAAAAUGCAAAUAUACAGAAUCACAUUAAUGAACUGCAGUGGAUAUAAGAUGUACAAUACUUCUGUCUUAAAAAAUACUUAGGAAAAAAAUAGGCACUUUAAACAAAUUAUGCUAGUAGAGACUACAGAAUACUAGUUUAUAGCACAUAAUUCUUUAAUAGCAUACAGAAGAAAAACACUGAAAUGCACUUUUAUUGUAUAUUUUUUUAUUUCACAGGAAACAAAAAUAUACUUUAUAUUGCUAUCCCUUGCAUAACAAGUAAAUAUGCACAUACAAACCCA
Molecule: messenger RNA, 2924 nt
Organism: Crotalus tigris (Tiger rattlesnake)
Lineage: Eukaryota; Metazoa; Chordata; Lepidosauria; Squamata; Viperidae
Gene: IKZF5
Product: IKAROS family zinc finger 5
Exons: 6
Coding region: 365-1624 (419 amino acids)
Biological process (GO): regulation of transcription by RNA polymerase II
Molecular function (GO): DNA-binding transcription factor activity; RNA polymerase II cis-regulatory region sequence-specific DNA binding
Source: RefSeq, a predicted model, not a curated record